Molecule: messenger RNA, 173 nt
Organism: Amoebophrya sp. A25
Lineage: Eukaryota; Dinophyceae; Syndiniales; Amoebophryaceae
Source: the annotation of a GenBank genome assembly
AUGAAAAAAUUGUCGGCUUCUUCACCUACUACAUGCAUUCCAGGUCCGGGUCUGCCUAGGAAGGAUAUUAGACUGCAAUGUCCUCCUGAAGAUCAUGUUGCACAUGUACUACUUGUUAAGGAUCAUACAGAACAUGCAGCAAAGGAGAAGAAGGCUAAUGACAAGGACAAGAG